UCAGUGAUGCCAAAGAGUCCAUGGAUUACCUAAAAAAUUUGCAGGAUUCGAUUCAAAGAAAGUACAGCUGUGAUCGAACAAGUAGCCUACACAGACUGGAGGAUCUCAUUCAGGAGUCCAUGGACGAGAAAGAGCAGCUCCUUCAGUACCGCAGCACUGUGGCUGGGCUGGUGGGCAGGGCUAAAAAUAUUGUGCAGCUCAAGCCCAGAAACCCUGAAAAUCCGCUAAGAUCCUCCAUUCCUGUUAAAGCGAUCUGCGAUUAUCGCCAGAUAGAGAUUACCAUUUAUAAAGAGGACGAGUGCGUACUGGCCAGUAACUCUCACCGGGCUAAGUGGAAAGUCAUCAACCCAGCAGGUAAUGAGGCGAUGGUUCCCUCUGUUUGCUUCACUGUCCCUCCACCCAACAAAGAGGCCGUUGAUAUGGCUUCAAGAACUGAGCAGUUAUAUCAGAACGUCCUGGCACUGUGGCACCACUCCCACGUCAACAUGAAGAGUGUGGUGUCUUGGCAUUAUCUAAUGGCUGACAUUCAAGCCAUCCGCAACUGGAAUGUGGCUUCAAUAAAGACCAUGUUGCCAGGUGAGCAUCAGCAGGUCUUGAGCAACCUGCAGUCCCACUUUGAUGAGUUCCUGGAAGACAGCGAGGAGUCAGAGGUAUUCACUGUGGCGGACUGCGCGCAACUCGAGAGAGACGUGGCAGCGUGUAAGGAGUACUAUCAGGAACUGCUCAGAUCCGCAGAGAGAGGCAAGGCUCAAAUCUCCCUUCCCCUUCUGCGUAACAACGAGCAGCUUGUGUACAUU
Molecule: messenger RNA, 797 nt
Organism: Neolamprologus brichardi
Lineage: Eukaryota; Metazoa; Chordata; Actinopteri; Cichliformes; Cichlidae
Source: RefSeq, a predicted model, not a curated record